Molecule: messenger RNA, 513 nt
Organism: Durio zibethinus
Lineage: Eukaryota; Viridiplantae; Streptophyta; Magnoliopsida; Malvales; Malvaceae
Source: RefSeq, a predicted model, not a curated record
AUGGCAGAAGAAUUUCCUGUAGAAGUCAAUUCUACACAGCCUCCUCCAUUUUUGGACGUUGUAUGCAAAAGUUCCGGUAAGAAAAGCCGGUUUGCGGCCGGAACUAAGGCUGGAUUUGCAGUCUCAUUGAUAAAUAGAAAGUUGGGUAUUGGAGCUCCUCUUUCUUUGCAUAUAGAAGCAGUCAAAGAAGGGGAGGAGCCCAUUAGUUUUGGACCUGAUGCUGUUCUUGUGGGUUAUGGCAAUGGUUGGCUGUUGCAAACAGUUACUGAAGUGGAUUUUCCUGGUACCAGAAAAGAGGAAGGUGUCGAAGGGAUUUCAACACAGAUCCCUAAUGUAAAGAACUUUGAUGGCUUUCAUCAUCCUACCAAGGGGGCUUCAAAACCAGGGAUCAGUUAUCUUUACAUUGCAAAAAUUGUAUUUGCUUUUAUUUUGAUGUUUGUGUUGGCUGCCAUUUUCAUGUUGGCUCUUGAUAGUCUUCCUACACUCAUUUUGUUUAUCAACUCGUCCAUGUAA